AUGAUAGUUUUUAAGAUUUUGGGUCUUUGCUCAUUUAUCUACCUGGUCACAGCUAAGACACAAGAGAAUAUCCAGGGGGUACUGAGUGUCGAUGAUGAAGAAAACCCACCUCUAAGAGGGUUGAAGUUAGGCGAGCUAAACUUUUUGCAUACAACAGAUACACACGGCUGGUAUGGUUCACACAAGUCUCAACCUGAUUAUGAUGCUGAUUGGGGUGAUUUUGUAUCGUUUGUACAACAUUUCAAAGAUAAUAGAAUUCAUGGUAAUAAAUUAAUUAAAAGAGACCUACUAGUGAUUGAUACCGGUGAUAAACAUGACGGAAACGGAUUGACAGAUGCAACGUCUCCAAAUGGACUAAAAGCUAAUGAUAUAUUUAAUUCCUUAGAUUACGAUUUGUUAACCUUGGGUAAUCAUGAAUUAUAUUCGGCAGAAAGAGCUGUCUUUGAAUAUUAUAGUACAGCCAUAUCUUACAAGUUCAAAGAGAAAUAUGUAUCAAGUAAUGUCAAUUUUAUCACAGAUACAGGCGAUGAAAUACCAUUUGGGAACAAAUUCCGGUAUUUUACCACACCUUACACAAAGCAUAGGAUCUUAGCUCUAUCAUUUAUAUUUAAUUUCAAGAUUCCAAAUUCAAGAGCAAAAGUUACGCCAUUGGUUGAUGAAAUUAAAAAAGAAUGGUUUUCACAAUUGAUCAAUAUAUAUCCACCGCACAAAGUAGAUCUUCUUCUUGUAUUUGGUCAUUUACCAGCGACGGAUCCUGAAUACCACGAAAUUAAUCACCUAUUCGAAGCGUUAAGAUCCUAUUAUCCUGACACUGUGAUUCAAUUUUUCAGUGGACAUAGUCAUAUUAGAGAUUUUGUGAAGUUUGAUGAUCGUUCCACUUGUAUACAGAGUGGCAGAUUCUCCGAGACCGUGGGGUUUGUUUCGAUAAAUAAUGUAAGAUCCAAACAUAAAGAUCCAACAUUCUUUAGACGUUAUAUUGAUUUCAAUAAAAGAUCUUUCAAGUUCCAUGCAAAGACGGACGACUUGUCCACAAAAGUUGGUAACUAUGUUACUUCGAAGAUUAAUACAUUAAGAGCUAUUCUGGACUUAGAUCAUCAAUAUGGGACUGUACCUCAAACUUAUUAUAUGAUGGCAAGACCAAUGGAUUCAGAUUCAAACCUUUAUCAUCUUUUUAAAUCAGAAAUACUAUUAAGGCUUAAUUCGAGCGUCACCGACCCAACAGUAGGUAGAAUGAUAAUGCUUAAUACAGGUGCCAUCAGAUACGAUCUAUACAAAGGUCCAUUCACUACGGACUCCGAAUAUAUAGUGUUACCAUUUGAUAAUACCUGGAGUUACAUGGUAUUACCAUUGAAUAUUGCAUCCAAGAUAGAAGGAUUUUUAAACCAGUAUCCUUAUAUUGUGAAAACGUUACCUCCACCAGAAAUAGUCCAGAACAAUAUUCUAAUUAAGAAAAAUGACAUCUCUUGUCCAAUUAUUGAUAAACCUGAAUUAACAGAAGGAUACACCACUUUUGACGAUUAUGGUUGUGAUGGUGACGACACACCACAUAAUACACAAACGUUGUACAGUGUCCCAAAUGUAAUACAAUCAACAAAAUUAGUCGAUACUGACCUAGAAUCACUGAUUCAUUUUGUCUUUAUUAGUUUCCUAACUGACGAUAUCUUACAAGCGGCAAAUUCAAUCGGUGCAGACAUAAUCCCAGAUUUCCAAAACUACACAAUAUCUGACGUGAUGAAUUAUGGCGGACAAUCUGCCAAACAAUUAUUAAGAGAGUACAUCAUUGAGAUAUCACAAACUUAG
Molecule: messenger RNA, 1800 nt
Organism: Maudiozyma saulgeensis
Lineage: Eukaryota; Fungi; Ascomycota; Saccharomycetes; Saccharomycetales; Saccharomycetaceae
Source: the annotation of a GenBank genome assembly